UGGAAAUAAAGAUAUUGACGCACUUAUUAAAAAAACAAAGAAGGAAUCAUUAAGUUGUGAUGGUUUUAUUGAAUGGAUACCAAUUUUUAAUAUUGAGUAUAUAAAACCACUCGAACAGGGUGGAUGUUCAAAAAUAUAUUUAGGUAUAUGGAAACCAUUCAAAUCAAAAAAUAAAACUAUUAACAAACAGAAACUUCCAAAUUUGAAUGUCGUUUUGAAAGUUUUGAAAAAUUCACAGGAUUUUAACGAUAAAUUUCUCAAUGAAAUAGCCCAACAUUCAUUUGAAGACUCUAAUAGUGAUUAUGCUGAUAAUUAUGAAAAAGAUAAAAGAUAUACAACUCAAAAAUACAAUUUUACUUAUAAUG
This is a messenger RNA of Dentiscutata heterogama, 365 nucleotides long. NCBI's taxonomy places the organism in Eukaryota, Fungi, Glomeromycota, Glomeromycetes, Diversisporales, Gigasporaceae. The record is from the annotation of a GenBank genome assembly.